This is a messenger RNA of Penicillium angulare, 837 nucleotides long. RefSeq lists its product as uncharacterized. NCBI's taxonomy places the organism in Eukaryota, Fungi, Ascomycota, Eurotiomycetes, Eurotiales, Aspergillaceae. The coding region runs from base 1 to 837 and encodes 278 amino acids. The transcript is spliced from 3 exons. The record is from RefSeq and is a predicted model, not a curated record.
AUGUCCUCACUUGUUACUAGCAACUCAGACGUCAUCCAAAGAGAUAUUGUGGUUAUUGGCGGAGGUGCUUCGGGUGCCUACGCUGCCGUCCGCUUGUGCGAUGACUUCAAUAAGAGUAUUGCGCUGAUCGAGAAUUUCCUCAAUAUCAGUAAAUCGAUGGAUUUCUUUGCCCGGUUCAACAUCCUAGUAACCACGAACUCUAUUACGUCCACUGCAACUACUGAGUACUUCGACUUUAAUACCGGUAAAAAGGUUGGCUUCAAUGUGCCCUCGGUAGCUACCCAGAUCGCAGCUAUUUCAAAGUUCCUUAAGGUGAUCGAGACGUGGGAGUCGAUGUUGCGACCAGGCUACUGGAACUUUCCGGAGCCCAAGAAUAUCCCCGCCGACUUUCUGAUUCCGUUCAAUGAAUUCCUUACCAAGUACGGCGUUGAGAAGGCAGCGCCUCUUAUGUACUCAUCAACCGGUCUCGGUGUCGGAAAUAUGAGCGAGGUAACAACUAUGUUUGCGCUGCAAGCCUUCGGUUGGGAUAUGGCACGCGCUAUGACCGGCGAAAUGGCAUUGUACAAACCGAUCUCCGGCGGCAAUCAGGCCCUUUAUAACGCCAUCGAAAAAGACCUUGGUAAUGAUGUCGGUGUCUUCUUCACCGUCCGUAACCACGAGACUGGUGAAAUCACCCGUAUCGCCGCGCGUCGCCUCCUCGUUGCCAUUGAGCCCAGCCAAAGCAAUAUGAAACCUUUGGACCUUAGCCCCUGCGAGUGGAAUACCCUAUCAAAGUUCGACUUCUCCAACGAGUUCUGUGGCUUGGUGGACAACGCUGCUAAUAGAAAACCCCAAUAA